Messenger RNA from Heterobilharzia americana, 3069 nucleotides. The record is from the annotation of a GenBank genome assembly. NCBI's taxonomy places the organism in Eukaryota, Metazoa, Platyhelminthes, Trematoda, Strigeidida, Schistosomatidae.
AUUUGAUGACAUGAAGAUGAUCUCAAACCCGUAACGAUAAAAAUUUCUUGGAGAAAGACACCAGGUGGUAAAAUAACUUGUAGAGUCAGUUUUCUUCUCAUUUGGAACACCACAGAAAUCAUUUUAAUGACAUUAAAACGCAGGCUGACUUUGACACAUCAAUUUGUGAUAUUAGGGUGAUAUACAAAUCAAGAAUGUUUUGUCCUUAGUACACUUACGGAGAAGAAAUAUUUAUUUCUGAUAUUAUUUGAACUAUGCAGACGUGUACGUUAUUGUCCAGUCACGGACAAGUCGUUUGAACGGAAUACGCAAGCAACUCUUAAACGCUGGUAAAAUUCAAUGUCUUUAAAGGAACACUGAAUCAUUUUUGAUAAUGUGGAUAUAUACGAUCUCCUAUAAUCAGAAUCUAUAUUUCUUUAAAUACAAACUCGCAAACUACAUGUUCCCAUGUACAAGAGUUUAAGAAAGAUAGUAUGCCGACACUGCGAUAACUCAGAAUUCGACAAUAAAACACCGUUCACAGAACUGACUUCAUAAACAUUCAAAUUAAUCCCACGAAUCUUUUACUCAACACAAAUCAACAUCACCAAAUUCCAAGUGUAAUUUUGUGAAUAACGAUGGCUGGACCCCAAAUUUAUCGUCUGUUUAGAAUAUUUCAAGUAUUCCUUUAUCUAACAGUUGUACUGAUUAAAUAUGGUGUAUCUCAACUAUUUGAACGUGUCACCGUACAAGAAAAUAUCCCUCUAAACACUGUGAUAUUUGAUUUGAGACCAGUGUUGGAACGACAUUUAAAUGGUGGACUGUCCCCACCAUCUUCACCUUUAAUGCCAUCCAUCAGCAACGUAACUGCAUUUGCAAAUCAACAAGAAACCUUUUGGCCGUUUAUAUUGGAUGACUUUUUAAUUAAGUUAGCUAAACCACUUGAUCGUGAAGUGAUUUGUCUUCUACAGACCGAAUCACUGAGGCAUUCAUUCAGUCGAGUUGAAACAAAAAUCACAUCUUACAGUGACACAAGUCAAGUUUGCCUACCUGGAGCUUGUUGUCAACUGCUACACGUGAACAUAAUCACAAGUCCAACGGAACUUCCUACACCAUUCUACAUACAAGUAGCAGUACAGGAUGUAAACGAUAACACACCUCGAUUUCCACCAAUGCAUGUACCAUACAUUGUGGUUAGAGAAGAUAUUAAAAUGGAGGAGAAAAUUUGGUUACCACAGGCGUUUGAUGCAGACAGUGUACAGUUCAGCGUUGCGGAAUAUCGUACAGUUAAUUGGAUUCAUGGAAAUCAAAGUCAUUUUCAAAUAGGUGUUUCAGAUUCAGGUGACAUUACUGACGACACAGAUAGGGGACUAGACAAAUUUUCAGGUGACACUAAUAUAAAUACUCAUUUAGGCAGGCCUUAUUUGACAAUAACUGAAACACUGGAUCGAGAAGUAGUUGAUCACUACUCCUUUACACUGAUCGCCAUAGAUGGAGGUGGAAAUAAUUUAGUUGGCAGUGCACUAGAUAAAAAUAAGGCUCUAACCGGAUCUGUGAGUGUUGUUAUUAAAAUCUCAGAUGUUAAUGAUAAUCCGCCAACAUUUGAACAGAACACAUAUCGUGCUGAAGUAGCAGAAAAUUCAAUGAAUUCACCAAUCAUUGAAUUCAAUUUAGUUGAUCGUGAUAUUGGUGAUAAUGGUCGAGUGACAUUAGUCAUUGAUGAUCCCACUGGACAAGCUCAACAACUCUUCCGUAUUGUCUUACAACCCAGUCAGAGUUUUAAUUCGAAAGUGUACAAUCACCCUGGAUUGCAGAGUUCGUAUUCACAGCAUAAUAUUCCAGCAACAACUCACUAUAAAGGUUCGCUACAAGUUAAUAGCCCACUGGAUGCUGAAAGACAUCAGACGCUACUAAGAUUCCACCUGAUUGCAAGUGAUCAUGGUCAACCAGUAUUAAGUUCUCGAUGUGAAAUACAAAUACGUAUUAUUAACGUUAACGAUAAUCCUCCAAAAAUCGUAUUUUUAAAUAAUGGUAAAAGAAUAUCUGAUGAACGUACUUCAUUACCUGAGGUUGAAACGCCACAAAGAGCUAUAGUCGCUCUGGUUCACGUGACUGAUGAUGACUCACCUGUUGAACAAAUCAGAUGCCAUUUACUUAAAGAAGAUGAUACAUUUUCAUUUGAGGAAACGGGUGGAACAAAUUUUCUUGCACAUCAGCAAACUCAACAAGCAUAUAAUUUAUUUAGUGAAACAAUUGGUAUUCAUUCCACUUAUAAACAGUAUGUCAUUCGAACAAGAAGAAGUUUAGAUCGGGAGGAAAAAGCUUUUAUUCAAUUAUCGUUGAAUGUAUAGAUGAUGAGGGUCCAUUUGCAUUAUCAAGAAAUGCGAGUUUACACAUUACUAUAACUGAUGUAAAUGAACACAAACCAAUAUUUACGAAAAGCGUGUACACUGGUCAAGUAAUUGAAAAUCAACUUCACGCUGAAGUACAAAUGAUGACACCAAUUCAAGCAAGUGAUGCUGAUUUAGGUGUAAAUGCCUUAAUUACAUACAGUUUACUCAAUCCAAAUAAAUCAACCCCAUCUUCGACAAUAAAAAUUACUAACACAUUGGAUUCAACUUCAAUAUCAUCAACAUCGAUAUUCGAUAAUUAUGUCAAUAGUACUGCAUUCUUUCGAAUUGAUCCAAUUACCGGUAAAAUAUGGACCAUUCAGUCACUGGAUUGUGAAAAUCGCAGUGAAUAUCACUUGAUAGUUGUUGCCAAAGAUUCUGGAGUACCAAUAUCACUUUCUUCCAGCGCAAGUGUAAUAAUCACCGUAGAAGAUGCUAAUGAUAAUGUACCAGAGUUUGUAAAUACACAUUAUCUAUUUGAGGUGAGCAUUCGCUUGUAUUUAUUAACAUGAUCACAAGUUAGCGGCUUUUGAUGAAUUUAUAAUUAACAUUCACUGUUACUUGACUUCAACUUCGCCUGGUUAACUAGUUCACUUGUUACUAGCCGGUCAUAAACCCAGGUAAAGAGGGAAGGUUGGGCAUAGGGCCAGCAACCCUACCCCCUAAAACAAAUCCAACCGCUAAACAAACUUCAAAGCAC